CGCAGCACUGCUUUAUGGAUGAGGAUAAAGAGAACAAGGAGGGGGACAAUAAGCCAGAACACCCCCAACCAAAGUGCUGCCAGGAGGUCUACCUGGAAUUGAACAAGUAUUUCAACAGAAUCAAGAUGUUCCUGGAGGAUAAGAAAUACAGUGUCUGUGCCUGGAAGAUUGUCGCAGCAGAAAUAAGAAGAUGUUUCAUGAUAUUUUACAACUUCAAAAAACUACUCAAGAUACAAUCAGAAUCACCCAUCUUCACACAAGAAGUUAGAAACUGCUCAAAUGCACUCAAGAACCCUCUCUGCUAAGGCUAUUACCAACAUGACGCUGAACUCCAGACUCAACACUUUCCAAGUGCAAAGUUCAAGACGGUACACUCAAACAAAGUCCUAUGGUAAAACAAAGACAAAUUCCCGUGAAAAUGUUAUAAGAAAUGUUAAAUUCAAAAGACAAAACAAGUUGUGGAUUAUUAUGACAUUUAGGUUACCAGCAAAAGAAUCAGAGAAUAAAAUGAGUUAAUACAAUUUA
This is a messenger RNA of Phodopus roborovskii (desert hamster), 525 nucleotides long. RefSeq names its product interferon kappa. Gene Ontology annotation, cellular component: extracellular region. Bases 15 to 305 code for a protein of 96 amino acids. Gene Ontology annotation, biological process: humoral immune response; defense response; positive regulation of peptidyl-serine phosphorylation of STAT protein. The record is from RefSeq and is a predicted model, not a curated record. The transcript is spliced from 2 exons. NCBI's taxonomy places the organism in Eukaryota, Metazoa, Chordata, Mammalia, Rodentia, Cricetidae. Gene Ontology annotation, molecular function: type I interferon receptor binding; cytokine activity.